Rattus rattus (black rat) is the source of this 680-nucleotide messenger RNA. RefSeq names its product CD3d molecule (gene Cd3d). Gene Ontology annotation, molecular function: transmembrane signaling receptor activity. Gene Ontology annotation, cellular component: alpha-beta T cell receptor complex; membrane; external side of plasma membrane. NCBI's taxonomy places the organism in Eukaryota, Metazoa, Chordata, Mammalia, Rodentia, Muridae. Bases 85 to 606 code for a protein of 173 amino acids. Gene Ontology annotation, biological process: positive thymic T cell selection; cell surface receptor signaling pathway. The record is from RefSeq and is a predicted model, not a curated record. The transcript has 5 exons.
UCUGUUGACGGAGGGGAGUGCUCGCUCACCCAGGCUGGUCGUCCGGUGACUUGCCUCUAUUCCGUGGAUGAGUCCCUGUGGAAGAUGGAGCACAAUGGGAUUCUGGUUAGUCUGAUACUGGCUACUGUUCUCCCCCAAGGGAGCCCCUUCAAGAUAGAAGUGGUUGAAUAUGAGGACAAAGUGUUUGUGAAUUGCAACACCAGCAUCAGGCAUCUAGAUGGAUCAGUGGAAAGAUGGUUGACCAAAAAUAAAUCACUCAUCUUGGGCAAAGGCAUCCUGGACCCACGAGGGAUGUAUAUGUGUAAUGGGACAGAGGAGCUGGCGACGAAGGUGUCGACUGUUCAAGUAUAUUACCGAAUGUGCCAGAACUGUGUGGAGCUGGACUCAGCCACCAUGGCUGGUGUCAUCAUCACUGAUCUCAUCGCCACUCUGCUCCUGGCUUUGGGGGUCUACUGCUUUGCCGGCCAUGAGACCGGAAGGCUUUCUGGGGCUGUUGACACUCAAGUCCUGUUGAAGAACGAGCAGCUCUAUCAGCCUCUUCGAGAUCGCGAUGAUGCCCAGUACAGCCGUCUUGGAGGGAACUGGCCCCGGAACAAAAGGUCUUGAGACGGAGGUUUCUCCGAGUGCUAUAUCAACGGUGCCUUCCCCUUGUGCUCAACCAAUAAAGAUGUGUUCCUUCA